AUGGAGGAAGCUUGCAGAGUACGGAGGAUAAAGCUUGGGAGCCAAGGCCUUGAGGUUUCAGCUCAGGGACUUGGUUGUAUGGGUCUCUCCGCCUUCUACGGCGCUCCAACUCCUGCGACCAACGCCGUCGCUCUCCUCCGUCACGCCAUUAACGCCGGCGUCACAUUCCUAGACACCUCCGACAUCUAUGGACCUGAGACAAACGAGCUGCUCCUAGGCAAGGCUUUGAAAGACGGUUUGAGGGAGAAAGUGGAAUUAGCUACAAAAUUUGGGAUCACUGCUUCUUCUGAAGAUGGAAAAUUUGGUAUCAGGGGAGAUCCAGAGUAUGUGAGGUUUGCUUGUGAGGCAAGCUUAAGGCGUCUUGGUGUUACCUCCAUUGAUCUUUAUUACCAGCAUCGUAUUGAUACCACUGUUCCCAUCGAAGUCACGAUAAGAGAACUGAAGAAACUUGUGGAAGAAGGUAAGAUAAAGUAUAUUGGUUUGUCUGAAGCUUCAGCUUCAACAAUUAGAAGAGCACAUGCUGUUCAUCCGAUAACCGCUGUGCAGAUAGAAUGGUCCUUAUGGUCAAGAGACGUUGAAGAAGAUAUCAUUCCUACUUGCAGGGAGCUUGGGAUUGGUAUUGUAGCUUAUAGCCCUCUAGGAAGAGGCUUCUUUGCAUCAGGACCUAAGCUAGUUGAGAAACUUGACAAAGAUGAUUAUCGAAAGGAUCUACCAAGAUUCCAACAAGAGAAUCUAGACCACAACAAGAUUCUCUACGAGAAAGUUCUAGCGAUGGCGACAAAGAAAAGCUGCACUCCUGCGCAACUGGCUCUGGCUUGGGUUCAUCACCAAGGAGAUGAUGUGUGUCCCAUUCCAGGAACUUCCAAGAUCGAAAACCUAAACCAGAACAUUGGAGCUUUAGCCGUGAAGCUCACUACUGAAGAGAUGGCUGAGCUUGAAGCCAUUGCUCGACCGGAUCUUGUUAAAGGUGAACGGUAUGAUAACAACAUGGCUACUUAUAAGGACUCGGAGACUCCACCAUUAUCUUCUUGGAAACCAACAUAA
This is a messenger RNA of Microthlaspi erraticum, 1044 nucleotides long. The record is from the annotation of a GenBank genome assembly. NCBI's taxonomy places the organism in Eukaryota, Viridiplantae, Streptophyta, Magnoliopsida, Brassicales, Brassicaceae.